AUGGCUGCCAACGAGUGCCCCGCGCAUCGGCCGUCGGCGUUCGAGGAGUUGAUCGCCAGCGCGCCGGCGGUGCUGGAGUCGCUGCCGGAGGAGUCGCGGCGCGCGGUGGCGGCGACGUCGUGGGCGGCGCUGCUGGCCACCCUCAAGCACACCUCUGCCGUGCUCCUCGUGUCGCUGGGGACGCUCGACGAGGGCGCGCUGGCAGUGGUGCGCGGGCUGGCGCGGCGCAUGGAGCGGCGGAACGUGCCAGCGCCGAGCAGCUUGCGACUGUGGGUCUUCGCGCGCGACAGGUGCAACGACUCGCUCUGCGCACACACACACGUGGAGGUUGCCGCGGACGACGCCGCGACGGUCGUCGACCUGGCUGACGCGCUGCGAGCACGGUCCUCGCUUGACGGCGGCGCAAGGAACAUUCUGGAGCAGCUGGCGGUGCAGUCGGGGGCCCCUGUGCGGGUGCGCGCCAUAUCCAUCCGACUGGGCCCCGAGUGUGGUACCUGGAACUCAAGGCGGAGGAGGGAGGCGCUGAUGCUGCUGCUGGGGCGGCCGGCGACGCAAGAACACCUCAAGGUGCUUCGGGUGAGCGGACUGGAGUUUCGUCGACGUCGUCCCGCGACUCCGCACCUGGCGCAGCUGCUCUCCAGCAUCCCGAACCUGGAGUGUCUCAAAGUGGACCCGCCUGGCGAAGGUUGGCGGAUCUGCAAGGACAUCUGCGACGGCCUGCGGGGUCUGCGGAGGCUCCGCAGGCUCCACCUGUGGUGUCCCCCUCACGGGGACGAGCUCCUCCCCCCCCCAAACGAAACAAUGCCGGUGACUGAGGCAAUGUUGUCGCUGGCGAGCAAAGGAUGCAUCGAGGAGCUUCGCCUCACGGGCUUCCACAACUUCCUCUUCGACGACGUCCCGGGGAUCGAGCAGAUGCUGAGGAGCAACACGACGCUGCGGAAGCUCGAGCUCGACGCUAAGUUGUGUGUCAGUGCGUCAGGUGUUGGCACGAAGGUGUGUGGGGCCAUCGGGGCGGCGCUGGGGGCCAACCACACGCUGACGCGUCUAGUGCUGUCGGGCAACGUCAUGGUCGAGGGGAAGCACGGCGUGGCGCUGAUGGAGGGCGUCGGAAAAAACAGGUCGCUGCGGGAGCUCGUCUUCGAGUCAACGUGGCUGAGCGGCGAAGCGCUGGCGGGUCUCGGGAGGGCGGUGGCGGCGGGCAGCGUGCUGUCGCACGUCACUUUGCGCAGCGUGGGGCCUUGCAUGCAGCGCAGCUCGGUGGGUCAGGGCCUGGUGAUGUUUGCACGGUCGGUGAUGGACAAAUCGUGCAUCGAGUCGCUGACGCUGGAAAAUUGUAGCCUCGACGACUACGAGGUGUUCGAGCUCGCCAAGGCGAUCAAGCACGGGGCGCUCGGGAGGACGCUGCAUCAGCUGAAUGUCAGCUACAAUGCGGACAUUACGGACUGGGGGGCGGCGGCGCUCGCGUCGGCCCGGCAGCAGGGAUGCGCACUGGAGGAGCUGCAUCUGAGGGGGUGCUCGGUCAGCAUCGAGGAGCCGAGAGAGUUAGCGCAGGCGCUGCGGACCAACACCACGCUGCGCACGCUCGACCUGAUGUACAACGGCAUCGGUCGUGCGGGAGGCGCAGCGCUGGCUGCUGCACUGGGUGCUGGGUCGGUGCUGCAUGAGCUCCGUCUCGGCGACAAUGACACCGAUGGAUCCCACGCGGCUCAUGCAGACCCGAUGGACGACAGCACGGCGCAGGCGUUCGUGCGCGCGGUGCGGCGCGGGGCGGCGGUGCGGGUGUUUGAUGCCAUGUUCUGGGACAACGUCGCCAACGAGGGCACGCGGGAGGCGCUGGCGGCGCUGGGGUGCCGACGUGGAAGAGAUGCUUACUUGCCGCACGGAUUGUGA
Molecule: messenger RNA, 1890 nt
Organism: Pedinophyceae sp. YPF-701
Lineage: Eukaryota; Viridiplantae; Chlorophyta; Pedinophyceae
Source: the annotation of a GenBank genome assembly